UCUAAAGUUCCCAAAGUGGCUUAUCUGUAGUGUUGAACUGUCAGCGGACGAUGCUAACGUCGAUUCAUCGUGUGUUCAUAACACUACCAAAUCGCAUAAACUUAAAUCAUCUCAGAAGGACAAGGUUCGUCAGUUUAUGGCUUUUACUCAGGCUGGGGAGAAGACUGCUAUAUACUGCCUGACACAGAAUGACUGGAAACUAGAGGUGGCAACAGACAACUACUUCCAGAACCCUGAUUUAUACUACAAAGAAUCCAUGAAAAACUCUGUAGAUCGAAAGAAAUUAGAGCAAUUGUAUAACCGGUAUAAAGAUCCUCAGGACGAUAAUAAGAUUGGCAUUGAUGGGAUUCAACAAUUUUGUGAUGACCUAAAUCUUGACCCUGCCAGCAUCAGUGUCUUGGUAAUUGCAUGGAAAUUCAGAGCUGCCACUCAGUGUGAAUUCAGUAAAAAGGAAUUUAUAGAUGGCAUGUCAGAACUUGGCUGUGACAGUCCAGAAAAACUUAAAGCUCUCCUUCCAAGAUUAGAGCAAGAAUUAAAAGAUCCAGGAAAAUUCAAAGACUUCUAUCAGUUUACAUUUAACUUUGCUAAAAAUCCAGGACAAAAGGGCUUGGAUUUAGAAAUGGCCAUUGCAUAUUGGAACCUAGUAUUGACAGGAAGGUUUAAAUUUCUAGAUCUCUGGAAUAAAUUUUUAGUGGAACAUCACAAAAGAUCAAUUCCAAAAGACACAUGGAACCUUCUUCUAGAUUUUGGCAAUAUGAUUGCAGACGACAUGUCAAACUACGAUGAAGAAGGAGCAUGGCCUGUUCUUAUAGAUGACUUUGUAGAAUAUGCACGGCCAGUAGUCACAGGAUCCAAGAGGAAGACUGUAUCAUUUUAAGCCUUUUUUGUGAAAAAAGACAUGAAUAUUGCAAUGUGUGCAAUGCAAGUGGUAUUAAAUACAAAUGAAAGAAAGAUAUGAAAGAAUUAAGCCAUUCUUGGCUAGUGACUAUGCACUCACUGUUCUUGAACUGUGCUGUUGUGGCAUAUUGCUACAUUUGUUGCGUUUCUUGCCCAGGAUAACGAGUAACAACUCAAAGCAGCUGCUUUCAAAGUGACAGAAAAGAUCAGGUGACCAUUUUGGUUGGCAAAAAAGAAAACCCAGCUUUAGACUUUUAAUGGCUGUAUGAUAUAGAAUAUGAAAUCUGCAUGUUUUUAUAUUUUUGAACAUUGUGAUCUACAGAACCACUUUAUUAUCCAGAGCAAGAGUAUUCAAAUGAAGAAAGAAGCGACAGUUGAAUAAUGCAGCAUGUCAAUCAGUUCAUGACCAGGUGACCACCAGCACUUGCCCAUUUACAAUUGUAAUAUACUGUACUUAUACAUAAAAAAGUAUUUGUGGUGUAAAUUAAACAAUCAAUGAAAUCUG
Molecule: messenger RNA, 1402 nt
Organism: Polypterus senegalus (gray bichir)
Lineage: Eukaryota; Metazoa; Chordata; Cladistia; Polypteriformes; Polypteridae
Gene: dcun1d2b
Product: DCN1, defective in cullin neddylation 1, domain containing 2b
Exons: 7
Coding region: 137-877 (246 amino acids)
Biological process (GO): positive regulation of ubiquitin-protein transferase activity; protein neddylation
Cellular component (GO): ubiquitin ligase complex
Molecular function (GO): cullin family protein binding; ubiquitin-like protein binding; ubiquitin conjugating enzyme binding
Source: RefSeq, a predicted model, not a curated record